CAUAUCAGAAAUAAAUUUCAGGUGUAUGUCAACCAAAGUCAUCAAGUUAAAAGGUUGCAGAGGGUAGACGAUUGACACGCCAGGGUUGUAUAGGUAGGAAUAAGACAUUUCUGGUAUUUCUGGCAGUAUUUGUCAUUGUUGUAAGUUAUCUAGUAUACUUCGGAUAUAAUCAGACGAAGGUAAACAGGGAUUUAAUGACAGUUCUUACAUCCUCCAACCAACAUGCUGAUAGAUUACUUGGCGGUGCAAUACCAGUCUCAGAUAAUACGCGGAAAAACUACCUUAAUAUUGGAAUGCGCAAAGACUAUCUACUCCAAGAAUGCCAAGGCACACAUUUUAAGCUUUCUUUUCCGGAUAUUGACUAUGCUUUAAUGGGUUACAACAUAUUGCGUGGUUUUCCUCUUGCAACUGGACAUGACCCUGGUUUUUCGUAUCCGAUAUUUGCUGCCAAUUAUGACAACAAAAAGCAAACCGCCGAUUGUCGCUACAGU
This is a messenger RNA of Ruditapes philippinarum (Manila clam), 491 nucleotides long. RefSeq lists its product as uncharacterized. The record is from RefSeq and is a predicted model, not a curated record. Lineage: Eukaryota; Metazoa; Mollusca; Bivalvia; Venerida; Veneridae.